Mercurialis annua (annual mercury) is the source of this 1742-nucleotide messenger RNA. RefSeq lists its product as uncharacterized. Lineage: Eukaryota; Viridiplantae; Streptophyta; Magnoliopsida; Malpighiales; Euphorbiaceae. The transcript has 4 exons. The record is from RefSeq and is a predicted model, not a curated record. The coding region runs from base 733 to 1293 and encodes 186 amino acids.
AAAUCUUUAAAAACAUUCUGUGUAAUAUCAGCAAAUACAGACCCCAUUUAUGAACCCACAAAAAGAUAUAACAAGAAAUUUCCUUAAUUAAAAUUACUCUUCUUCUUCUACACUUCUCUCCUUCCUCGCUUUCAUAUGCUACUAUAUGCUAAAAACAUAGAGAGACCAAUUUGCCCCUUUUCGUUACCUUUUAUUGCAGCUUUUGCCUUCAACAAUUCUUUUCUUCAGUGAAACUGAAACCCAUUUGGGUUUUUGACAAGCAAUUCGAAUCUGGAGUUCAACAUUACCAUGUGGCUUUAGGUUUGGCUUGAGUUUUUCUUUUUAAGGCACUUUCUUUUGAUUCUUUUCUUUUAAUGAUAGUAACAUUUUAUGAGCUGGGUUUUAUGUAGAAUUCAGUUUGCUUUCUGGGUUCACAUUUUUUUUCUUAAAGAUUUUUCUUUGAUAUGUUUUGGUAAAUAAAAAUACUCAUGUAGUUAAUUCAAUUUUUUUCUCUUAUUUUUACCGUUAUGGAAAUACAAAAUUAGUUACAUUUUGUGUAUUUAGUUAAACUGCUAGUUGAAGAGGUGAAAUUCUUUGUAUAUUUAGAGAGUUGAAUUUCAUUAGUGGGGUUUGAAUUUUGAGUGCAUUGGUUGGGUUUCGGAUUGUUGGAGAUUCUAUUGAUAUUUGUUGUUGUUGUUGUGCUGGAAUUGGAAGUUGUUAUUAUUGUGUUAGUCAUAGAGUGAUUCUGGAAAUAUGUCUGGUGGUUCACCUGGUGGAUAUAUGAGACAGAGACAUAGCCAAGGCUAUGCCUCGGGUAGCGAUGAUCUUGAGGAUGAUGCUUGUUCCAGGCCACAGCAGCCUUUUUCGCCCUCCAGCCCUCGAAUGAGGUCUUGGGUCGAAAAUAUGGAGAAUGUUCUUUGGAUUGCUUCUGCAAUUUUCAUUGUUUACUUUGGUGAUCGACACUCCAAUAUGGUUUACCUGUUGUGGCAUGAUGGUCGAAUAAGAAGAUUGCCCUUGUACAUUGGGAUGAUUGGUGUUUUUUUGAAUCUAGUCAUAUUCUUGUAUACAAGUAUGUUUGCGUGGAGUGUUAGGAGGUUUGAUGAAAAAUGGGAGCUAUCAAGUAUAGCAGCCUUGCCAUUGGUUACCCUUUUGGGAAUUGUCUCUUUUUUCUUGUUCUCAUUUGCUUUAUGGCCAAUCUGGAGUUUCUUGACCAUUCCUCUUCUGUUCACCCUAUUUAUGGCUUGCAUGGUCAUCUUUCCUCAUAUCAUGAUUGCGACAUUUAAGCAGCCAAAUGAUACAUUCCGAAUAGAUUGAGAGUUACGGGCUUCUCACUCAAUUAGAUGAGGACAUUCUAACUCGAACAUGAUGCUGAUGGCGUUGGCUAUGAAUUGAAGCACUGUUUCUAUCAUGCAGUACGCAGUACAUCUCCUCCCUAGGUUUGCCGGUCUUUCUGGCACUAACAGCUUUACUUGAUACACCUUGAUUUUAUUCUCUACGACUUGUAUCGAUGUUAUAUCGAGAAUUAGCCACAGAAUUGCAUCGUGAAAUGUCGGUGAGGUAUCGGUGGUCACUCAAAGACAUCGAAUCAAAGCUUUUAGGAAAAAUCUCCCGUAUUGCGCCUAAAUUUGUUAUCCACCAAUCUCAUCCCUUGUCUAGGAAUAGGUUCAUCCUUGGUCAUGGUUUUGGUUUAGUGAAGGUGUGGUUUCAUUAUGGUAGCAAAAUUGAUUGUUCAUGCAUUAUAAUUGAAAUCACUUCCAGUUUCA